Molecule: messenger RNA, 186 nt
Organism: Dentiscutata heterogama
Lineage: Eukaryota; Fungi; Glomeromycota; Glomeromycetes; Diversisporales; Gigasporaceae
Source: the annotation of a GenBank genome assembly
AUAAAGCAACCAGUUAGUGCUUCAACUGUCUGUCGUUCAUACAAAAAGUAUGGUAUUUCUCGCCUAAAGCCAACCUAUCACUAUUCUGAGCAACAAGCACUCUUAGGCAAGAUUAAACCAUUAGUAGAUACCAUUAGGAUUUUGCUACCAGAACAAGUUUUAGCCGAAGAUGAAUAUGAUUUUUAG